Messenger RNA from Colletotrichum truncatum, 846 nucleotides. Its product is annotated as tetrahydroxynaphthalene reductase. Lineage: Eukaryota; Fungi; Ascomycota; Sordariomycetes; Glomerellales; Glomerellaceae. The record is from RefSeq and is a predicted model, not a curated record. Gene Ontology annotation, molecular function: oxidoreductase activity.
AUGGCUCAGAUUGACUCUUCUACGACUGUGAAUUACGAUGAGAUCCCCGGCCCGUUGGGCCCGGAAGCUGCCUCGUUGACGGGCAAAGUCGCCCUAGUGACGGGAGCCGGCCGCGGCAUCGGCCGCGAAAUCGCCCUCGAGCUCGGCCGCCGCGGUGCGUCCGUCAUCGUCAACUUCGCGCACUCGGCCUCGCACGCCGCCGAAGUCGUCUCCAUGCUGCACGCAGUCCCGACCCAAGCCGUCGCCGUCCAGGCCGACGUUUCGUCCAUCCCGCAAAUCGUCCGUCUCUUCGCCGAGGCCCGGGCCGCGUUUGGCAGGCUCGACAUUGUCGUUUCCAACAGCGGGGUGGUCUCCUUCGGGCAUCUGUCCGAGGUCGCUCCCGAGGAGUUCGACCGCGUGUUCGGGCUCAACGUGCGGGGCCAGUUCUUCGUUGCCCAGGAGGCGUACAAGGCUUUGGAACACGGGGGCCGCUUGAUCCUGAUGGGUAGCAUCACGGCGCAGGCCAAGGGCGUGAAGAGGCAUGCGUUAUACAACGGGAGCAAGGCGGCAGUGGAGGGAUUGGUGAGGGGGAUGGCCGUUGAUUGCGCCGACAAAAAGAUCACAGUGAACUGCGUCGCCCCCGGUGGCAUCAAAAGCGACAUGUACCACGUGAACGCGCGCAAGUAUAUUCCCGGAGGAGAGAAAUUGACGGACGCGCAGGUCGAUGAGGCCGUGGCGUCCAUGUCGCCGCUUCAUCGGGUUGGGUUGCCGAUUGAUGUGGCUCGCGUGGUUUGCUUCUUGGCGAGCCACGACGGGGGAUGGAUCAACGGCAAAGUAAUCGGCAUUGAUGGCGGAGCACCUCUGUAG